Ceratina calcarata is the source of this 4541-nucleotide messenger RNA. RefSeq names its product dynein regulatory complex protein 1. The transcript has 11 exons. Gene Ontology annotation, cellular component: axoneme; axonemal dynein complex. Bases 2144 to 4492 code for a protein of 782 amino acids. Lineage: Eukaryota; Metazoa; Arthropoda; Insecta; Hymenoptera; Apidae. The record is from RefSeq and is a predicted model, not a curated record. Gene Ontology annotation, biological process: axonemal dynein complex assembly; regulation of cilium movement; cilium-dependent cell motility.
ACAAUCGCGAUCGUCGCCCGCCAGCCGGUGAAGUGUGCGCUCGGAGAGGGGAAACUUUUCGUGCGUCCCCGGAGGGGUAAAGAGUGUGGAGGGACUCGUUCGAAUCGAAGCAAGGACAGGUAGGGAGGACUCGGGGCUCCGGGAGAGAAGGGAUAACGGGUCGAACGAGCUCUAACCCGAACCCCCGAACCGCGCUCUCGUCCCUUUCGUGUCGACCCGGUGCCUAUCUCUCUCUCGCAUUGCUAACCUCUCUCCUCUCGAUUCUUACCGUCUCUUCCCAUGGGUACCCCUCCCCAUCCUAUCUACACCCUCUGCCCUUCUUAACGAAUCUCCCCACACCCCAUCCUCUUUUCUCCUCUUCUCUUCCUACUUCGUAAUCUCUUCGUCCUCUUCCUCGUGCCUCCUCCGCCUUCCCCAGCCCGUCCGUCAUCUUUGUCACACGUUCUAUCUUUCUCUUUCCAUCCCGCUCUCUUCAGGGCCGGUUUAGGGGCAGCCAAUUACCCUGGGCAUCCGUACUUUCUACAAUACUAAGAAUAAAGACGGAAAACGGUUUAUUACGAAAAUAAAAGUAGUUUAUGCUCUCUAAUCAAAGAAGUAAUGAUCAAACAAACGCGUUGGUUUCGAUGUUUACCGGGCAGGCCGAUUAAAAAUGUUGUCAUUGUCAAACGCUUUGUAUAAUAUGAAUACCGUGAAUACAUAGGAAAUUAUGGGGUAAGACAUUCAAUUUACUUUUAUUUGAUGUUGUGAUUAUGUUUCUCAUUGAAACUAAAUGCAAAACGUUUGAAAGACCCCUGAAAAUGCUACAAUUAUAUUGAAUUUCUUUAACGUUUUCAGGCUUCAUGAUUAACAGAUUGUGCUAUACUCAGUUAAUAUAGUAAGUUGCUCGUCUUAUUCCAAGAAAUAGAUUGUAACAAAUGCUAGAUGUAUCGUGUAAACAAUAAAGAUAGAUAGUUUAUCGAAAUGAAUUACUGAAAUGAUUUCGAAUGCUUGCGGUUGCAUUCUUAUAACAUUUAUGUUCAUUUUUCAUCAUCACUGUAUUCGAAGUUGGAUCAAGAUAAGAAUUAAUAAAUACAUAAACAACAUAUGCAUGCAUAUGUAUUUGUAUAUUAAAUUUCAAUACGAGCGAGGGUAUCGGACUUCGUCGAGCCGGGCCUGAACUUGCUCCAUCUUGUUUUCGCUAAAAUCGCGUUAAGUUAAAGUCGUAGAUUCAUGGUGUCGAUGUAACUGCGGCUGUGGUUUCACUUGAUCCAUCGUACAUCUAUGUAUCUUCUCCGUUUCGUAUAUUCUUUCAAUGAUUAACAACAUACUGCUCGUACGACGACGAUACCGACUAUCUAUUUCUCGGUUAGAGUACGUCAUCGGGGCUAGAGAAAGCGAUUUCCGUCGAACUCUGAGUUGCUGCGCCCGAAAACGAAGACAGUUUCACGACUGUUUCGUGUUGCAAAUGGUUUCGAACGAGAAACGCCUAUUGCGUGUUCUGUGUCAAUGAUUUAUACGCGUCUGCAAACGUACACCGCCUUAUAGACAUAUACCUGUUAUUAGACAAACAUGCAGUUAAUUAAUCCUAUUUAUUAUAAAACAUUCUGUAAAUUUAUUAUUGAUGUUAUUCUCAUUAUAAAGUUUUGCCGAUUACAAUGCUUGUAUGUAUAUACACUGUAUCAAAUAAAUAAAUGAAUUAAUUGAAUACGAUGAUUGGUUCAACGAUAAUUUGGUACUGUAUCUUAAAUAUUCGUCGUAAUGCAUUAAUCUGUCUAUUAAAUACAAAGUAUAUGCAAUAUAUGUAUAAUGAAAUAAACAUUUAAUAUAUUAUUUUUUCUCACUGAUAGCUGAGAGGAAAUAUAACAACUUCUAAUGAAGAGACCUUAUGUACACCUUACUCCAUCUAUGAGAAAAAGGAAACUGUUGAUUACCAACAGUAAAUACAAACUUAUAUUGAACAAACAAAGUUGUUUAUUUUAUAUGUAUAUGCCCAGUAAAUCAAAUAAGAAUUGCAUAGCAUAAUUCUUGCUUCCUUGCAUGCAUACUUACAUAAUUAAACGCACUUACAGUUUCAGAGGAUCAUAUGAUUUUCAUAAAAUUUUUUAUUUUAAUCCCAAUAACAUAAGCAAUUAUUAUUCAUAUUUUCGUGUACACAUAAAUUAAAAUGUCAUUGUAUGAUAGACGAUCGGAAGCAAGGAUCGUGGAGAGUGGAGAACCAUCUAUUUUGUCGUCCGAAGCAAGCGAGCGGAAGUUGGCCCGCAAACUUCGAAUUCAACGUCGUAAAGAAGCUCUAGAGAAACAAAUAAAAGCUCAAGAUGAAGAGAUUGAAGAAAUAACUCCUAUUGAACAGCAAAUUCUUGACAGCGUAGAGACAUUGGAAAAAUUAACUGCAGAAGGAGAUGAAGUCGUUGCAGGCGUCAGAGUGGCGAACGAUGCAAAGGAAUUGCAAAGGCGCAAGGAGAUGCAGGAGAAAAGAGAGCAAUUAUUGGCGGUACUCGAAGAGGAGGACAAAAAGUCCAUGGAAAAGUACCGUGAGAUUACGGAAAAGUGGCCUUCUAUACUUGCUUCCAACGACCCGAUAGAUAUUCAUGAUGAAUUGCAAGCUCAAAAUGCUAAGUGCCUCGAAAUCCUAGACAAAAAGGAUGCUUUAAUCGCGGAACUGAAGGAAGAGCUGCAGAAAGCCGAUGUGCAGUAUUCUGAAGAUGUGAAAAAACAAAACGAAGAUAUUGAUAUACUUAUCGAAAGAAUGGAAAAUCAGAUACAAACAAUGACCAAAGCUUAUCGCCAUGAAGUGGAUUUGAUCGAAAGUGUUAUCGAAACAGAACGUAAAAUACUUUUAGAAUCUUCUUUGGAAAAAUGGAAUACAUUGUAUAAGAAGCUUCAAGAUGAUACUUUCGAAGCAAGGGAGCAAAGGAAGGAAGUGAUGCGUCAAUAUGAAGAACAUAUGGAGAAAGCGAUUAUAGAACAUCAAGAGGAAUUUCGUAAACAAAAGAUUAUGUUCGAGCUGGAAAUACAGAAUCUUCAGCAAGAAGUGCAAAAUAUGAAAUCCUUCUGCAUGAUGAACGUUGAGAAACUUGAUUACAAUUACGCGGUGUUAAAACGACGUGAAGAAGAAAAUAUUAUUGUAAAGAAUGAACAGAAGAGGAGGAUCAACAAAUUGCAGGAUAUUAUUAAUAACUUGAAACAUACGUAUGCACAAUUGGAAGAAUCGACUAGGAUGGAAAUUCAAAAGCUAACAAAUCAAAUUUUGAAAUCGCACAGAGCUGUAUUGGAUUUAGAAGAGAAAUCUAAUUAUCUCGCGACUAUUAAUGAUAAGAAAUAUAUGCAAGUUUGGGAUAUGAAUAUUACUGCCGCCAACGAAUUAUUUGAUAAGAUUUUAACGGCGGACAGAAUCAUACACGAACAAUUGUUAUUAAUGGACUGGCAACCACCGACAGAACAAUUGCUGAAAAAAGAAGAUUUGCCCUCUUACUGUGGUACAAUGUGUACCUUGAAAGCGGAGAAAGAGAAAGCUAAGAAAAGAAGAACAAUAACUAAAUCAUACAAAUCGGCAAACAGUUUAGAAGAAAUAAAUUUAGAACGACGCUUACUGAAUCAUAUUCUUAAACUGAUUUCUGAUGAAUGUGAUUACAUCAUUGAAGAUACUUUGAAGAAACUGCUCGAUGAUUAUACGGAAGAAAAUAAGCUCGUGAUACGACUGGACAAAAUUUUCGAGGCAUUCAAAAUCACGUCUGAACAAGAACUUCAAUUUUUAUUGAACUUUUUUUUGCCUUACGCAUACUGUCCUACUUGUGACAUUAAAACUUUAAGUACACCCAGCGUUAGUGUCUGUGGAGCAACGGAUUCCUCUACGAAUAGUUUACCCGAAGUUUGUGGUAGUGAUACAUUUACUCCGAAACAAGUUAAGUUAGUAAAAGCUGUGGAUACGGCACUUCGUAGCGAGAAGGUAACAGAAGCUAUUGCGGAAAAAACUGGUGCAGAAGAGAUCGAUACAGAAGAAACUAAAUCAGGAGAGGAUACUUCAUCUGAAACACCGAGUAAAAGCGACCAAGUUGCGACUACUUGUAUAGAAGGAGGCAUUAUUGAAACUAAGAAGGAUGAUGAAUCAAAGCGAUUGUUAACAUGCGACAAAGGCCACUUGUUGACAAUUGGAACUGAAUUUGUCUCAAGCGCAUUAAAAGAGUUUAUCGAAAGAUACGAGUUUGUAAAGAAAGAAGAAACCAGUAAAAGGACAGUGAAGGAAAAACUCACUGUAUCUCGCAAUAUAACUGACGAAGACAUAAUCAAAUUUUGGGAACAAUAUCGUAAUAUUUUUUCACAAGACAGGGAGAGACUAUGGGACAAUUUACUAGUUGGUGUAAAAAAAUAUUACGAAGUGUUGAAAGAAAGAAGUCAAUUAAAUGCCGAAACAGAAUUGUUACGGAAACAGAAUGCAGAAAUGCGACGUCUAUUAAGCAGAUCUGCAACAGAGUCAGACGUCAUGCAAUGGGCCGAGAAGGAUAUAGCAUUUUGAUCUUAUAAGAUAAAUAAAUGCUGCAUAUUGUUCUCACUUAAAACAUUGU